AUGUCUUUCGCCAGGCGUGAUCUGCUACAGCGUCACUACACUGUCCAUGGCCGGGACUCCAAUAACCAAGAGGGCUUACCUGCCAACAAUGGAAUGAUUCCCAAAUCCGCUGGAAGGACUCCAAUUGCGUGCAGUAACUGCGCCAAGACGAAGACGAAAUGCGACAAGAAGUUCCCUUGCAGUCGUUGCGCCGGCCGGAACCUCAAAUGCACACUUCGACCCACCAGACGUGCCUCGAAGAACGUAAACCGCAUACCCGCUCCUGGCGAGGGCACAGGCAGUGGCAGCUCGUCUGAGAAGGGGGAUAUCACCGCUCCUGGCUCUGCACGAACGUCGCCGCAGCCGCAAUCAGACUCGUCGAACACGACUCCAGAUGAGAAGCCUCUCACUGAAGGGCAGCCGAGCUUCUUCGAACAGAGCCCGCCGAACGUACAAGCGCAGAUGCUACCAACCGUCCUCUCGCCUUUACCUACGCCAGGAAACGGGUUCAUCCAGCACACCCCCAUGUCAGGCUACGAGGAUUUCAUAAGAACUGGCAGAGAGGGACCAGAGCAUAGCAGCCCGCGCUUCAUGAUGGAAUGGGCGCAGAUGCAGAUGGCUCCUGGAUUUGACGCCAUGGGAAGGCCCGACAUGAUGAUGGCCGCAGAGAUGGGCCUUGAUAUGCACGGCCUACCGGGACCGCAUACGGAUGGAAUGAUGACCAUGAUGCCUGAGAUGACUCAUGCUCUCCCACCCGUGCAGACACCGCUCGCUACGCCCAGACUGGACGGUACCUUCUCGGACAUGGAGCUCGGAAGUUCCGCUGCAUUGUUCUAUCCGCAUAACGGUAACCUAGCCGUAGCACACGAUGCUGGCGUUCCUGAUCUUGGUGCAAUCAUUGCGGCGCAGGACGGCUGGACCGUUUUCCGCUGCACACCCCCCAUUCCUUCGAGUUCAUGUCCUAAAACUGCCAAGCUCAACCUGGAAAGGUUGGAACAAAGUCUUCGAAACCACGAAAGCUGGAGCAACUGGAGACCGACCUGGGACGAGUCCGAUUUUGCGGCUGGUGAGCAAGUUGCUGUCAUGCAACUGCACGAGAGUAGCCGGGAUAAGCUCUUAGCCAUCACGCAAACGUUUCUUCACAAGGCCUUGGAUAUCCACAAGGAAGGAAUGAGCGGCUCGCCGAACAGCAAUGGAUCACCACUCUCGACUGCUACGAAUUUCGUGCUGCUUCCGCCUGCGCGGGUCUUGGAAUACUUUCUUCGGUCGUAUGCCAACAGCUUCGAGCGAUACUAUCCGCUCACUUCGAAAGGGAUGCUCGAUGCGAAUGAGCUUCUCCAAUGCUUCAACGACAAAGCAUCUAGUUUAUUGGUUUUGAUGAUGAUUGCUCAAGGAGCUAUGGCGAUUCCGUCGGUCGAGGCUCGUUGGUUGACCGGUGGAUUGACCGAAGCCUGCCGCAUUUCCCUUUUCGACUUGAUUGAGAAAAACAUAAUCAUGGCGAGCGAUCCCGUUGUUCUUCACAGUGCGCUUCUCUUUACCGUCCAAGCAGCCUGGAGUGGAGACAAGUGGCAGAUGGAUAUUGCGAUGGGCCAGCGCGGCAUGUACUUCGCCAUGUUGAGGCACUCCGGAGUGUUGGAACCUAGACAUGCUCCAGCGCCUCGAAUCGACCCCCGAGGCGGUCCAGAGGGGCUGUGGAAUGACUGGAUCCAGCAAGAGAGCAGAAGCAGGUUGAUAUACUCGUGGGUAAUGGUCGACCAGGAUCUUUCACUCUUUCAUGAUGCGGCACCCCUGUUCUCUGUCACCGAGUUCGGUGCGCCGAUGCCUGACUCGGAUCGCCUGUGGCAGGCCAAGACUGCGACGGAGUGGUCCGAGAUCUUUAACCAGGUACAUGAAUUCUCGGGAGGGUAUCCGUCGGUUGGUUCGGGUGCUCGUCCGCUAUCUCUUCGUGAUUUGUUCCGUCAUUUCUUGGAUGAUGAGAUUAUUGCUCAAGGUAUCGAGCUCACUCCGCUCCAUUUGAGAUUGCUUCUCCAUCCUCUUCAGUCGAUGGUCGCCCAGUACUGCCAGCUCUUGAGCUGCUUUUCCGACAAUGUAGCGUCCCGUCAGCGGACCCGGACAGUCACUGCGGCAUCGACCAGAGUUCGCCUUGAGGAGGUACAGACGCUGUUGCAACGUUGGUACGACCUGGCGAUCAGGUACACCAAAGCCAACCCAAUGUGUACCAUGAUGCAGGCGACUCUGGUCAUGUUCCACUUGAUCAGCCUCAACGCGGUGACAAACUUUCCCGAGAUCGAGCGUCUCGCCAGAAGGGAAGGAACCGAUGGUACCUACCAGCAGCUCAUCUGGCUACACAAACGAUGCAUCUCCGACGUCGAGGAAUCCAUCUUCCACUGCGGUCAGAUCCUUCGUCUCAUCCGAUCGAUGCCAAGGGGCAUUCGUCCGCCUUGGUGGCCGGGUGCAAUCUACCGGGUGGCCUUGAUCCUGUGGACGGAUAGCUUGACGCACAACGAGUCCAUCACGCCUUCCUCGGGCAUGUUCCCUGUACCAGGACCUUCCUUCGCGGUCGACGCACUGCCAGCGGAGCAUCCUCUGGUAGUCCGGUACCUUACGAAAAGGGAGGGAGUGCCGACGCUGACCAAGAGGGACGGCACUCAAAUUCCAAUGGACCAUGCGUACACCGUUCUUUCGCACUGCGUCGCAGUCAUCGAUGAGGGUGUUGCAACGCGGUUUUCCGAUGGCAUCCGGGGAAAGCUCCUCAGGCUGGUGAACGGUUAA
Molecule: messenger RNA, 2751 nt
Organism: Coniosporium apollinis CBS 100218
Lineage: Eukaryota; Fungi; Ascomycota; Dothideomycetes
Exons: 3
Coding region: 1-2751 (916 amino acids)
Biological process (GO): regulation of DNA-templated transcription; DNA-templated transcription
Molecular function (GO): zinc ion binding; DNA binding; DNA-binding transcription factor activity, RNA polymerase II-specific
Source: RefSeq, a predicted model, not a curated record